Messenger RNA from Rosa rugosa (rugosa rose), 1515 nucleotides. RefSeq lists its product as uncharacterized. The transcript has 2 exons. The record is from RefSeq and is a predicted model, not a curated record. Bases 99 to 1241 code for a protein of 380 amino acids. Lineage: Eukaryota; Viridiplantae; Streptophyta; Magnoliopsida; Rosales; Rosaceae.
UACAACUUUUCCGGCGACUUUUCCGGCCAUUUUCCGGUGACUUUUCCGGCAACUUUUGGGUAACUUUUUCGGUCAUUUCCGACAACACUAUUUCAAGGAUGUCGAAUGAACCUAGACUCGAAUUUCAAAUCCUUGACUCAACUGGUUCGGAUUACCAUAGUUGGAAAACUGACGUUGAGAACCAUCUCACAUCAAAAGGGAUAUUGCCCAUAAUCCAGGCACCAAACGCGGGCCUUGUGUUCCAACGAACACCCAUAAAGCAUGCACAAGCAAUUAUCUUGAUGCGACGCCAUAUGGACAGAGCACUCAGAUUAGAGUAUAUGUCCAUCAAAGAUGCAAGGGACCUAUGGGUAGCGCUAGAAGAACGCUUUGAUAAUAUCCAAGAUUCCCUCCUCCCUGACUUGAAGGUUCAAUGGAACAAUAUACGCUUCUCCGACUUCAAGUCUGUUGCUGAAUACAAUUCAGAAGCUCUUCGGCUAAAAGCCAUGCUGAAGUUCUGUGGAAAACCUCUCACAGAAGAAGAGCUAAUUGAGAAGACUCUCUCCACCUUCCCCGUCGCAGCAAUUAUACUAUCAAAGCAAUAUCGCACUGAAUUUAAUGCUGGACGACUUACGAAGUUCAAUGAGCUUAUCAAUAUUUUGUCGGUGUCUGAGAAGCACGACAAUAUCCUUGUGAAGAAUUAUAAUUCAAGGCCCGUAGGAACCAAAAGCGUUCAUGAGGCAAAUUAUAAUGCACCCAAGAAAGGGCGCAAGGAGCGGUACCCUACUAAUAAGGGGCAUGUAUACCCUAAUAACAGGGGACAUGACGGACGAAUGGGUCCAUACAACCGCCCCAAUAAGGAAGGAAACCGCAACUUUGGAGCGGGCACACGUGGUGGCAAUUCCACACGUGGGAAAAGAGAAUAUAACAACACCAUGGGCCGUAACACUGUGGGCCGUGGAGGUCGCAUAAUACGCCGUGGUAGUAGCAGCAACAACCCGCCUAGGGAAUAUCCACAACGUGCACCUCAAAUAAAGAAAGUCAACCACAAUGACGUGUGUCAUAGGUGUGGAUCAAUCGAGCAUUGGUUUAAGCAAUGCCAAGCAAGUACUCAACUAGCUGCACGCUACAAGGAGUACAGGGAAAUGAGGGAGCAAGAAGCUCACCUUGCUGAAGAAGAAGAUGGUGAAGAUGUUAUUCUCACCAUAAAAGACUUCAAAGCUGAAAAUGAAAAGCACGAGGAUGCCGCAGACUUUGAUUAAAAUAGUCUUUUCUAUUUUCCAAUAAAACGGCAAAUGUGCCUUAGUCAAAUAACAAUUGAAUUGACUCUUUCUCAUGUGGCGUACCCAAUGAAGUAUGAUGUCUAGGCAAGUAAUUGAGAUCGGGGUAUUUAAGCGAGCCUCGCUCCACCAACAUCUCUCUACUUACCUGGUCAUAUUUUAUUGGAAUUACCAAACGGAUUGAGCAAUUACAAUUUGUAUAAAGUUUAAUUUUAUAUUGGAAUAAACUUUGGAAACUUUGAUGUAAUCAUUGACU